AUGACGCCCAGUCCUCCUGAUGAGGCGCUACACUUCCGCGGAAAGACACUGACUCCGGAAAGCCCGCGCCCACUGCAUAUCCCGGAGCCGGCCAAUAUCCCUGUCCUGGAGAAUCAAAUGGACCCCGUCUUUAACGACACUUCGACAUAUCAACGUUCAGAGUACCCCCAGGAAUCCGUGCAAACACAAGUUCAAGAUGGAUGGUCGAGGAUCGCGCAGGAUGGCCAGGAUCUAGGCUUCGGGCUGCGCAGGGACCCAGGUAGCUUGCAGGCUGCGCAGCCCAUGGGACAGCCCGUGAUGAAUGAUAUGCCUGCUUUGACAGCGCACUUUUAUCCUUCCACUACCGCAGGGACCCAGCAGCAGGUGGGCAAUAUGAACAUGAAUAUGCACAUGAACCCCAACUUCGCGUUUGCAGCUCCCAGUCACUCCCAUGCGCCUCCGGUUGUUCCGGCUUCCCAAGGUUUUGGCCCGGCUAGCGACAUAGACAAUGCCGGUCAGUCGGCUUCGUCCUUGAAGUCCGAUCACAUAGAUGAUGGAAAGGAGAACAUGGGAUCGGGUGCUGCUGGGGUCAACUUCCAGACGCUACUCGACAACCUCUCUCAUCCCUCUGCCUCUGCAACUGCCACCGCCAACGCUACCGGGGUUGCCCCAAAUCUAGCGGAGGGCUCGUCCUUCCCUCAAGCCCCCACGGACGAGUCUCUUCAUCCUGGUAUACCCUCCACAUUGGAUACUCAGUCUGUGGACCUCCCCGCCCGCCCUUCUCUCCAAGACCCCUCCCUCCCCCAAGUGUACGGCCCAAGCGAUGAGAAUGCCCAUCAUCAUCAAGCCCCUACCGCCCCCAACGCUGCUCCCUCCGCCUAUGCAGCCCACUCCAGUAACAAUGCCCAUCCGAUCGAUCCCCCAUCCAUGCCCUCGGUCGCUCCCGGUACCGAGUCUGGUGUUGGAGAUCUCCCACCGCCACCCAUGGCGAGUUUCCAACAGCAAGGACCUGCGUCAGUCCCAGAGUCACAGGGUUCUCAAGAGGAGAGCACUACUACAGCAUUCAAGAGAGGCCGCCUUGAUAAGCUGAUAACGCGCGGGGGCAAACCAUUGAGUGAUGAAGAUCAACCAUGGGGCCCAGAAGUGCAAAAGAAGUAUGACGAGUUCCUACACGACGAGCGUAUGUAUGUGACCGAAGGUCUCUGGGACCGGUUCCCUGUUGGGUCGAGGCUGUUUGUCGGCAACCUUCCCACCGAACGAGUAACAAAGCGAGACAUGUUCCAUAUCUUCCACAACUACGGCAAAUUGGCCCAAAUCUCGAUCAAGCAGGCUUAUGGCUUUAUCCAAUUUUUGGAAGCUGGCGCAUGUCAUGCAGCACUACAGACUGAGCAGGGGGCCUUGAUUCGAGGUAGAAAGAUACACCUUGAAAUCUCGAAGCCACAGAGAUCAACUGCUCGACCUGGUCCCGCAGAGGCAUCUCGCGCACCCCCGCCUCGUCGUUCCAGGUCGCCCGAAUUCAGCCGUACUACUGCUGCCCGCAGUGCUGUUCGUACUCCAGGCGACCGUUAUGAUCGACCCCACGAGUCCAGCCGGCUCCCAUUCAGUGACUUCCGUGAUGAACCCUCUCACCGCAGGCGUGAUGACUAUCGCCCUCCCCGGUCCCCUUCACCUCGCCCUUUCCGGGCUCGGGAUGGCUACCGAUCGCGAGAUAGGACACCGGAGCGAUUUGACCGUCGUGAGCGCAGACGAUCUCGAUCACCCCGCUCUCCUCGCUCCCCCUAUGCGCGCGAUCGGCGGUACCGAAGCCCUAGCCCGAGACCCCGAGGUAAUUACGAAGGGGAAGCAGACCUCCCAGUACCUCGUCGAGCACCUCGGGACGUGCCAGAGGUGCAAAUUCUUGUGCUGGAAGAGGUCGACCGCAACUUCAUUCUCCACGUGGAGAACGCCUUUCGCAACCGUGGCCUGCGGGUAGAUGUGUUGGUGCUUGGCCCUCGCAUCCCUCUAGGCGCAGCCGUCCACCGCCAAUAUGUCGAAGGUGUUCUUGCAGUUGUCAGGCUGUCGCGCCCCAAUCAAUUCUCCCGCAAGAUUCCACUGCAAAUGUUUGAUCGAAGCGCGGGCCCUGACAAUGUCCGCUUCACUGACUACCCUGAGCUUGACCCCAAUAUCGCUGCGGAGGUGAUGUUCCAUCAAGCCCAGGCUAUGCAACGUGGACCGACCACCACUUUCGCGCCCAACCCUGCCUUCAGUCUCGCCCAGAUGCAAUCCUUGUCAAUUCCGCAGCCAACCAUGCCAACAAUGCCAACAAUGCCAACCAUGCCAACUCUCUCGAAUCCUCCCAACAUCGCAAACCUCAUCAGUACUCUUGAUGGGCCUGCUCUCCAAUCUCUCCUAUCAGCUCUCCAACAGCGUCCUGGUGCCUCCUCACAGCCAGUCUCGGCCACACAGUCACCUUUCGCCUCUCCCAAUCCUCCACAACCAGCCGACCUGGCCAGUCUGUUGAGCAGUGCGACCCGGGCUCCUCCUAUGCCGUCUCUUCACCCUCAGCAACCUCUUCUCCACCCACCAUAUAAUCUUCAACCUCCAAACGCCCCCAUGGUCACUGACCCAAAUCUGCUCUCGCUCUUGGCCAAAGGCCUUGGGGCUCAGCAGCCACAGGCACAAGGCCCAGUUGGUUCUAAUAUGCAAAACUUUAUGAACCAUCUGACCAAGUGGAAGCAAUGA
Messenger RNA from Penicillium daleae, 2700 nucleotides. RefSeq names its product putative RNA-binding protein (Nab3). Bases 1 to 2700 code for a protein of 899 amino acids. The transcript is spliced from 5 exons. Gene Ontology annotation, molecular function: RNA binding. The record is from RefSeq and is a predicted model, not a curated record. NCBI's taxonomy places the organism in Eukaryota, Fungi, Ascomycota, Eurotiomycetes, Eurotiales, Aspergillaceae.